This is a messenger RNA of Sycon ciliatum, 3750 nucleotides long. RefSeq names its product laminin subunit gamma-1-like. The transcript is spliced from 7 exons. Gene Ontology annotation, biological process: animal organ morphogenesis; tissue development. The coding region runs from base 582 to 3071 and encodes 829 amino acids. The record is from RefSeq and is a predicted model, not a curated record. Lineage: Eukaryota; Metazoa; Porifera; Calcarea; Leucosolenida; Sycettidae.
ACCACGGUCUACCAUGGUCUACGUCUGUCUUCCCAGCCAGUGAGCACGAGGCAGUGAUUAGGUGUGACAUUCUAUCUGCUGAUCGGGCAACCGGUGUUCGCUCAUGCAUCAUUCAAUAGCGUGGUGAAUUUCUAACUGACUGGAUUAUAAUCUUGUUCCUGUUGCAUGCUGCAGCUAGCCAGGGGAAACCUGAUCAUUGUGGCCGCGAAAAGACAUUUCCAGCGCCCCAUACCAAAGAGGGAGCCGCUUCCUGGCGAUAUCGAUCCUGGCUGAAAGUGUUGCGGGAGGGACAACUCACGGAGCUAUUUAGAGACGGACCACAGUAGAGCAGCACGAGACGAUACUGCGAAGAAUAAUACUGGCGCUUCAAAGUAGAGAGCAACAGAAAUUUUGCAACCAUUUCGUGUCAAAGACAGUGCAGCGCCAGGGUAGAUCUGCCGUCCCGAAAACAAAAUUUAUUUGACAAGCGGUGGUGCAUGGUGGUCGUAGACGUCGACGAGAACGUUUCCUCUAGUGCAGUCAGUACCACUGCACUGUGGUUUGGUGUGAAUCGCGGACUUGGCGGCUAGUGUGUCAGUAGUAUGUGUGUUCAGUUGACGGAAGAACAGCCGCACCAUGUGUUACGGCUGCUGUCGUCACAUUCUUGUCAAUCGCGAACGAAAGAGCAGCAACCUCCGCUCCUCCGGCCCACGUGUUUACAACGUUCGGUUUGUCACACGGUGCGGCGCGGCAGGAGUUGGACACCUCUCCUUGCGCUUCCCGCACUGCUAAUGCUGUCAUUAUCGUUUGGAAGAAUGGAGACGCUAGCAGAGUGUGUGCUUGCUGAGGGUGGACAAGGUACUGAGUUCUGCUCGCCGUCGAGUUUCGACCUAACGAGUAGUCUGCCCUCGGCUCUCUUGUCCGCCGGGAGCAGCUUUAAAGAUGGCGAACCAAACUGUGAGUUGGAAGGUGGGGAGGUGAAGUGCGAGCCUGCGACCGAUGGCCAAUUCGACGUUCAGCACCUGGCCGCAGCGCCGGGAAGUUGGCAGUCCGAAAUUCAAAUGACUGCGGACAGCACGGUGAACGUGGAGCUGGCAUUACCGUCGCGCUAUAUUCUCUUCACCAUCCGAAUCAGUUUGACGCUGCUGCCCGACAAGUUUCUCGUCCAGACAUCUGGAGAUGGUGGCAGUACAUGGACGACGCGUUUCCGAUUCACCCAGUCGGCAAGUGAGUGCGAGAGCCUGCCGAACCCGCAAGAGAAAGCGCGCUGUGGAGCGUACAACGCCGAAGCAGCGUCAGUCGGCAUCUUUGCGGAGACGGAGCUCACGCAACUGUUAGGGAACACCAGAAACGUCCAAACUCAACUGGACAUUCCCGGCGGUCCGUUCGUCAACAGGGUUCGCAUUCAGUUCCUGAAGAUUGAUGACAUGUUUAGUGUUAUUGGGGAUCGGAGUGAUCUCCCUAAGCUGCUCUACUACCGCGCAGAUCAGCUACAGGUCUUCGGUACCUGUUGGUGCAACGGGCAUGCACGCCGAUGUCUGAUGGACGGUAGUGCUAGUGAUGCGUCCACCUGUGAGUGCCUGGGUAAUACCACUGGUCCCAACUGUCAGGAAUGUGCACCGGGAUUCUUCAAGCGUACGCUUCCCGGCGGCUUCACAUGCCAAGCGUGUGGUUGCAGUACGUCAGCAGGUGCCGACGGUCUGGCCUGCUCUCCCAUGGGCAUGUGCACGUGUCGCCUUGGUUACCGAGGGCAGCGCUGCGAGAACUGCUCUAGCGGCUAUCAUCGCGACGUCGUCGGGCAGUGUGUGAGGUGCAACUGCGGGGUCGGCGUCGUAAAUCAGGAGUGCGAGGGUCGCACUGGUGCAUGCAAGUGUCGCGUGGGAGUCACUGGGUUAAAGUGUGACACUUGCAUCGCUGGCCACUAUGGCUUAUCUGAAGAUGAUGGUUGCCGGCCAUGCGCAUGUCACGCAGAUGGCUCAUCGGGCCGCGAGUCGUGCAAUCAGACAACGGGACAGUGUGUGUGCGCGCUCAACGUGAUCGGUCGACAAUGUGACAGCUGUGCCAGUGGUUAUCAUACAUUGACAUCAGCUGGCUGCUCUCCACUGUCACAACCCAGCACUAGUAUGAGUCAAGGAAUGCCUCAAGAACCAACCAGCACCACGUCGACUACACAAGCAGUGACGUCUCGUGCACAGCCGGUUGCCAAUAGCAACGGAGACGGCAAUCCGGAUGAAGUGUUGGAGGACGAUUCCAGCGACAACACCCUGCUGCUUAUCUACGUGUUCAUACCGGCCACCGUGGCGUUUGUCGUUCUCGUCUUCGUCAUCGUGUACAUCAUACGACGUGGUCGUAACCAUGGCGACGAGCAUCACGACGGCGAGAAGAAGAAAGUUCACUUGAACCGCAACGAUUCAAGCUCGUCGCGAGUGCCGCUGAGCGCGUACGCAGCCAGUGGCCCACGCACUUCGCCGGACAGCAGCGGUGGGCGCCUUGGCCAGCGUAAGAUGUCCAUAGCGUCGCUGUACGACACGGCCGACGUCAUAGCACCACAGCUGAGAACACACGACCGAUCGCGCACACCCAGUGCUCCGGGCAGCAAGCGGCAGAGCUUCAUCAACGACGAUCGGACGAUCGUGGCCACCCCUAAUAUCCUGCAUGAGCAGCUCAUGCCAUAUCAAACGGACGAGUCGCUUACAGCUUACGACAUCUCCAAAAUCGUCAACCCACCGCCAGAGCCGUACGCUAAGACCAAGUUUAAGAUGCUGAGCAUUGGCACGCAGCCGAGCGCUACUGAAGAGUCGCCUACGGACGUGAGCCGGGCACAGCGAGCGCUCGCCGAGCCGUACGCGUCGGCAGGAAUGAAACUGACGCCGAUCAAGACGCACGCGGCCGAGCCAGCUCUGCCGGCGCCGUUGAACCAGUACACGCUGCCCGACAUCGAGGUCAAGAGACAGCGGCGCGGCAUAAAGCGACAAAAGAGCACGCCGACGUCCGAAGUGGGCAUGGUGGUCAGCCCAGGAUCACCGCAUGCGUCGACAGUGGUCUACCAGCUAGACAGCGGUCAAGUAGGUAGAUUGUGUUCGGAUGUGUAGAUACAAUACGUCAUGCUCGGUGUGACAUGCACACGAUGAUCCACAACAUCUGCUGCUGAUCAGUGUCACAGCAUCAUCUACUAGCCUAUCUCUGAAUCUCCUGAUGUCGUGAGUGCAGGUAGACAUUGCUCCAAAACUCAGGGCAUGCCCCGGCUAGCUGAGCUCAGUGCUGAUACAGUGUGGUACUCACCUAGUUGUAUCUUCUUCUCAGGCUGAAUAACCGUACACACUGCUGACGGUGAAACCUGUGUACUUGUGUCUGCACAGCCAGCAGGCUCUUGCCACUCGGGUACCGCAGAGAGGGACUUGGGACAUGCUAGCGUGUGCUGGUGCUAUUGAGCUUUUCUCGUCCUCCGUGACCGCGUGAAUCUCUGUCAGAAUGACUUCGUAAUGUUGCAUAUCGCAUAGCUCUACUGGGCUUUGCGGUAUCGCCAAUUUCGAUCACGUUAAUUGUCAUUGUAUUGAACAUGAUGGCUGGCUGUACAGGUUUGAAUGUGUUGUGAUCAAUGUCGCAUUUUACUUGAGUUCCCAAUCCUCGUUUUAUCUAUGUCUCUGCCCAUUCCUAUUUCCUACUUUGAACGGUAUUUCUUAUUGAGAACCUGAGUUGUGGUCUGCUACCAUAUCAUCAUGCUACAAGAUUGUGAGGUUGUGCCGGUCACAGUGCCGGUGACACAGGUAA